Closterium sp. Yama58-4 is the source of this 1680-nucleotide messenger RNA. The record is from the annotation of a GenBank genome assembly. Lineage: Eukaryota; Viridiplantae; Streptophyta; Zygnematophyceae; Desmidiales; Closteriaceae.
AUGGCGGAGGCCGUCCGCGACAUCGGUCUGCCGCCCUGCCCGUGGGGGCAGGAAAGGAGAGACGGCAACUGCGCUGACAAGUGCAAGUCGCUGAACUGCGACGGCGACACUGCGGUGUGCAAGAAGAACGACACGGGCGAUGCAGUCUGCGUGUGCAUCAAUUCCGAAUACGUGCUGGUGACCGACAACUCAUGCGCACACCCGUGCACCGUCAAGGUGUGCGGCGCCCAUGCCUCGUGCGUGAAGCCGUUAGGCGAGAACGCGACAUGCGUCUGCGACUGGGGCUUCGCCAUGACGCCCGACCAAGGCUGCGUCGACACGUGCACGAUUAAGGCCUGUGUGAACGGCACGUGCAGCAAGGACGAAAACGGGACGGCUGUCUGUUCCUGUGACGCCGAGGCUGGCUUCAAGCUGCAGGCCGAUAACAGGACGUGCAUGGACGUGUGCGUGAUCGCGGAUUGUGAGACCAAGGACACCAAUUCCGAGUGUAAGAGGAAUCGGGACGAGGCCCACUGUGAAUGCAAGCUCAACUUCGAGCUGUUCGAGGGCGUAUGCACUGACACAUGCGAGGUGAGGGCGUGUGUGAAUGGCACGUGCAGCCACAACGCCACCACUGGAGCGGCGUCAUGCCAUUGUGACGCCGACGCUGGCUUCAAGCUGCAGGAUGACGAGAGGACAUGCAAAGACGUGUGCAUGAUCGCGGAUUGUGAGACCAAGGACGCCAAUUCCGAGUGUAAGAGGAAUCGGGACGAGGCCCACUGUGAAUGCAAGCUCAACUUCGAGCUGUUCGAGGGCGUAUGCACUGACACAUGCGAGGUGAAGGCGUGUGUGAAUGGCACGUGCAGCCACAACGCCACCACUGGAGCGGCGUCCUGCCAUUGUGACGCCGACGCUGGCUUCACGCUCCUGGAUGACGAGAGGACGUGCAAAGACGUGUGCGUGAUCGCGGAUUGUGAAACCAAGGACGCCAAUUCCGAGUGUAAGAGGAAUCGGGACGAGGCUCACUGUGAAUGCGUGAUCAACUUCGAGCUGUUCCAGGGCGUAUGCACUGACACAUGCGAGGUGAAGGCGUGUGUGAAUGGCACGUGCAGCCACAACGCCACCACUGGAGCGGCGUCCUGCCAUUGUGACGCCGACGCUGGCUUCACGCUCCUGGAUGACGAGAGGACGUGCAAAGAUGUGUGCAUUAUCAAGGACUGUGAAGGCAGCGACGCCAACUCCGAGUGUCAAAGGGAUGGCGUGGAUGCAACCUGUGUGUGCAAGACUGGGUUCCAGAUGUUUGAGGGCAAAUGCACUGACACGUGCGUUGUGAAGGGGUGUGGUGUAAAUGGCGAGUGCCACAAGAACGCCACCACUGGAGAGGCAUCUUGUGUUUGCAAUCUGGGCUUCACGCUGCAGGCUGAUGGCACCACGUGCAAGGAUAACUGCGAGAUCCUGAGCUGCACUGGUCCCAAGGAGCACUGCGCCAAAGAUGUCAUCACCGGCCAGGCAUACUGCAAGUGCGAUGAUUACUUCCACAGGGCAGUGGGCGGCUUUUGCCAGGAUUGGUGCCCCUUCAAGAACUGCAACACCACCGUCUCGGCGUGCGUGAGGAGGGUGGACGGGAUUCCGUUCUGCAUUUGCAACGAGGGUGUCCCGCUGAAUACCAAGCUCUGCGUUGGCAAGGUGCCCUCAGCAUAG